Penaeus vannamei (Pacific white shrimp) is the source of this 1533-nucleotide messenger RNA. Lineage: Eukaryota; Metazoa; Arthropoda; Malacostraca; Decapoda; Penaeidae. The record is from RefSeq and is a predicted model, not a curated record.
UUCGCAAAUUCACCGAGAAGCAUGAGUGGGUGGACAUGGAUGGCAAAAUAGGUACUGUUGGCAUCACAGACUAUGCUCAGGAAGCCCUUGGGGAUAUUGUGUAUGCUCAGCUCCCAGAGGUUGACUCUGAAUAUGAACAAAUGGAUGAAUGUGGUGCUUUAGAAAGUGUAAAAGCUGCCAGUGAGUUGUACUGCCCAGUGAGUGGAAAAGUAACUGAAGUUAACUCAGCAGUUGAAGACCAGCCGGCUCUGAUUAACCAGAGCUGUUAUGAUAAAGUUUUUCGCUUAGCACAAUUUUUUGAAAGUAAUGGCAAAUAGCUCAACUUACAGGAUAAAAUGGAUGAAAUGUUACCAGUGUGAAUGUGGAAGGAGAGUCUUCAGAGUGUAAAGGGGUUAAGUUGAUAAAUGGCAUGCAAAAUAUAUGUGGUCACAUUUUGAUGGUGAUAUUUUCCUACUGUUGAGAUUUGUUGGAAUUAAUAAGGAUUAGGGGAUCUAACCCAAAGUUAAUGCUUUUAUUUCAUUAAUACUUUAAUAUUUGUAUACUUAAUUUUUUUUUCUUUCAUUGUAAACCCUCUAAUAAGUGCUAUAGCAUAAUAUUUUUUACCUGGUGACUGAAGUUUUCACUUUUAUUCUUUAUAAUAUCUUUUUUCACAGUGAAAAUGGUUGUGUAAUUAAGUGUAAAUAAAAGAGUUAUUGACUGUCUGGAGUAUCAAUCCCUUUCUAUCACAUUAGAAAUUGAGUUUAUGUAAGUCUUAAGUAAUGUAUGAUAAUCCUGUCUGAUGUAUAGUGAAGUGUACUCAUUUGUUCAGUUUGUAUUAAUUUUAAUAAAUGGAAGACUUUUUUCAACCCAAUGCCGGCUGGUAAAAAAGUUUGGCAAGUGGACAUAAUAACGGGAUUCUUGGCGCGCAUCUGCAGUUUCCCGUUUGCGCCCAGCUAGUUCAGUCGUAUGAGGGCAAUAUUUGACUCCUAAAAGCUUUUAUAUUGCUGUAAUUUAUAAAAAUAUUAUAAUUUUGAAGGUUUACCUUCAUUAUAGGUGCUAUUGCCUAAAAUCUUUUCCAUAUAAAUGAAACACCUACUAUCGGAGAAAAACAAACUCCGUCCAAUGAGCCAAUGGCGCAGGAAUGGUCAUGAUACGAUGCCACAACAGCCAUGGCAUGUACAUACAUGCCACCCAGCAGCCAGUGGUUAAUAGUCAAAAUGUAGUUAUAGGUGCUCACUAAUUUAGAUUUCUCAUUUACAUUAUUAAUAUCAGUUAAAAAAAAAAUUAAUAGAGAAUAUGAUAAGAUCAAAGUGAAACUGAGAUGGUCUGAUGAUGUGUAAUGUUGUCUUUAUUCUGAUUACUGAAAAACUGAUGUGAAAUUUAUGACCUUGCUGGUGCUACUAAAUAUAAUUUAGAAUGGUUAUUCAUUUUACCAUGGAAAAUAGAUCAGUUAAGCAAACCUUAAUAUUACUGAACUAAUAGGUUUUGUUACUCUACCAUUGGAUAUUUUGCUAGUAAAGGAUCCGCUAACAUUGUAUUUGUUUAUAUAAUUUA